AUGGUGCAGUCCUUAAACCCAUGCACUGAUGGUGGUGCCACCUCCUGUGGGGUGGCUGUGCCCCAGCCCAUCGCCGAGAGCUGCAACGAGCCCUGUGUCCAGCAGUGCCCCGACUCCACGGUGGUGAUCUACCCUCCCCCAGUGGUGGUGACCAUCCCUGGCCCCAUCCUCAGCACCUUCCCACAGCAGAGUGUUGUGGGGUCUGCAGGAGCUCCUGAAGUUGGCGGCUACCGGGGCUACGGGGGCCUCUAUGGCUACCGGGGCCUCUACGGCUUCGGGGACCGCUACGGCUACGGGGGCCUGUACGGUUACCGGGGCAUCUAUGGCUCUGGGGACUGCUAUGGCUAUGGGGGGCUGUAUGGAGGCUAUAGGGGCCUCUAUGGAGACUGCUGUGGCUACCCAGGCUUUUACUCUGGCCGCUAUGGCUCGCGCUACGGCCAAAGGUUUGGCUACGGGGGCUGCUAUUCCUGCUAA
Molecule: messenger RNA, 474 nt
Organism: Chaetura pelagica (chimney swift)
Lineage: Eukaryota; Metazoa; Chordata; Aves; Apodiformes; Apodidae
Product: claw keratin-like
Exons: 2
Coding region: 1-474 (157 amino acids)
Cellular component (GO): intermediate filament
Molecular function (GO): structural constituent of cytoskeleton
Source: RefSeq, a predicted model, not a curated record